Rotaria sp. Silwood2 is the source of this 1020-nucleotide messenger RNA. The record is from the annotation of a GenBank genome assembly. Lineage: Eukaryota; Metazoa; Rotifera; Eurotatoria; Philodinida; Philodinidae.
AUGGCUGAUCCACAUCAGAAUUUCGAGAAAGAUAUUGAUCGAUUCGAUGAUAUUUUCCAUCAAUAUGGCGAUGACAUGGAUGAAGAUAAAGAUAUAAAUGUUGAUUUUGAUAACCUUUAUACAAUUUUUGGCAAAGAUAAUAAUAAUGACGACGAAAAUAAAUUGGAAAUAGAAUUAUUAAAUGAUACCAAGAACAUUUUAGUUGAUCCAACAGUUGAAGAAGAGGAACAUUUAUCUCAAAAAUUAAGCCAAUUAUCAGCUAUUGAUAAAGAGCAAGAAGAUAUUGAUAAAUCCAAACGAUCAACCAUCAAGAAACGACCAACUUUAACACCAAGUACAACAACAGAUAACAUAUCAAAAAAAAUGAAACAAAAUGAAGAAGAACAAUUAAAUAGUAUAGUGCCAAGAUAUUUAUCAAGUAAUAAUCAAGCUUUUGAACAAAUGAUCAAUCCUGUACUUCAAAAGACAAGAAGUUCUAUCAGUAUUGAAUAUUUACGAGAGAUUGCUCUUCUUAUUCAUCAACUUGCAUGCAUCGAUCUGGACAGAUUACUAUGGAGUCAAUAUUUACGUUCUGAGAAUAAUACUCAACGAAUACAACCUCAUAUCAAUGCAUUUAAGAUUGAUUUACAUGUAUUACGAACAAUCAUUAAUGAUUACCAUACCAUGCUUGAUAAUUUAAUUCAGAAUUCUAUCAAUGCAAUACAUAUGACCGAUGAUAUUCGUCAUGAUCAUUUAAAAAUUGAUCGAAUAUUAACAAGUUGGUAUGAUCUAAUUAGUUUGUGUCUUAUCAGUAUAUGUAUUGGAUUUAUCAUUUAUAUAUGGAUAUCAAAUGUCGACUUCAAUCGAUUUAAUUUUUGCUUAUUAAAAUGUCCAAAACAUUUCAUUUUUCAUCUUGGCAAACAACAACUCUCACAUCAAGAUCUAGUCAAAACUCAAUCAAUUGAUCAAAAUAAAGAACUUUCUCCAUCAUCAAUGACAUCGAUUCCAGAUGAUAGUGUUUCGUUCAACAUUGAAUAUUAA